GCCUUUUUUUUUUUUUUUUGAGUAGGUACACAUUUUGGAUGAAAAGUUUUACUUUUAACAGACGAUGCUCUAUCAGUGGCAUAACAUAAAUGCCACUUAUAUCCCGGACGAGAAUUGUUUCUAGUUGGAACGUCGGCAAAUUUUGUCUCGAGUAAUCGCUAAACUGAGGAACUACCUAAGGAGUAUCCUGCAAACACUAAGGUAAAUGGAAUAAGUCUAAAGAAAAAAACAACAAACAAACAAAUAAAAAAAGAAAGGAAUAAGGCGGUAAGCGCAAUUUGCGAAUGAGAAACUUCGUGGUAAUUUAAGAUUCGCUACACCCAGUGAAAUACAUUUUCAUAUUCGAAUCUUGUAUUUCUUAUUUUUCUAACGUCAAUUUUAAAGGCGUUUUUCUGUGAGUCUUGUGAAACUUGGACUAGGGAAAUAACAUGGUUCCUGUGCGUGCAGCUUGAUUCAUGGUUGCAUAGCAACUUAACGAACCGUUUGCUAAACAUUCAAGCCACAAGUACUAAAGGUCAUGAGAAUAAAUUGUGUGAAUGAUAUUACCUCCAUGUUUGCGGCGGGUGUGGGUAAAAAGCGGAUCUGAUCAAGGUCUUCCCUCGUCGAUGGUGUUAAUGUUCCUAACACGUGCAAAUCACGGUGCAAAGUUAAAACGGUUUCAAAUUUAACAUCUUCGCGUGACAGUGAUGACACGAUCGUAGAGAUCUCAUACCGAUAUUUCUCAAUCAACACUUGAUAUAACUUGUGUAAUGAGUGUGUGAGUUGAAACAAAAUACGCAAAAAGAUCGUCUUCGGAAAACAUGCUAAUCUGCGAUAAUGGGACCUAGGAAUUUAUAUGGCGAGCCGUCUGCGUGAACAUUCCUUGUAUAACCCAAAAUAUUACCGGCUCAAGAGGCGACAACAACAGCGUGAACAGGAGAGCUGGAGCAGUGAUGCCUUCGCAUGCGCUGCAUAUCACCCGCUCCAAUAAGCGAUUAUUGAGGAGAAUUGCCGGUGUUUUCUACGUGGCAGUCACAAUUGCAAUAAUAACAGUUUGUCUCCGCGACUGGUCCCAGACUUGGCGAAUUGUUUCGUCUCCUCCAGCGAGACAAUUACGUUCGGUAAAUGUCCACACAGAGGUACAGCAUUUAAAGACACCGACACCAGCAAGUGUGGAAAAGACAGGAGCAACUACAAUAAAAACAGAAAUUACAAAGAGUUCGCCAGUGGAGUUAGAAGGCACUCACAGAACAGUCAGAGUAUCUACAAUUGAGGAACGACUUCCUCUUGAGCACAAAACAACUCUUACCUCCACAACAAAAUGCAAUCAGCAUUAUUUCCUUCUUAUUCUUGUCUCUUCUGCUCCAGCGUAUUUCGACAGACGUAGAUCAAUACGACAAACGUGGGCCGUUGACAGCUCCAUCAACACGCGCUGGAAAACAGUGUUUCUGCUCGGCCAGUCCCGAGACAAAAAUGACACUGAGCUACUUCAACGUGAAGAUGCGUUUUACGGCGAUCUGAUACGUGCAAACUAUUACGAACACUAUUGGAACCAAACGCUCAAGAUUGAAAUGGGUUUUGAGUGGGCAGCCAGGUAUUGUAGCUUUAAAUUUCUACUCAAAGCGGAUGAUGAUGUUUUUAUUAAUCCCCCGGCCGUCAUCGCCGUCCUAAACAGAGCAGCAACUCCAAAAGAUAAACUCUAUAUGGGACAUGUGUACAGAAAUCCCCGGGUCCAAAGGACCGGGAAAUGGUCGUUAAGUCAAGAGGAGUAUAAAAUGACAAAUUAUCCUGACUUUUGUGCCGGGCCAGGGUAUAUUUUAUCCACCGACGUUGUGACUUCGUUCGUCAGUAUCUUUGGUCGUAUUCCGCAGUUUAAAUUUGACGAUGUUUAUGUCGGGAUGCUCGCCGCAAAAAUGGGGCUUAACGCCGUUCACGUCAGGGGGUUUCAAACACCGCCAUAUUUAUCUAAAACGUGUGUUUUAUAUGACAACACUUUCGUCCGACAUGGGGCCGUGGGGCAAUGUUUAAUUGACCUUUUCCAAAAAUCUCAAAUCAAAGGAAUGUCACCCUAACUAAUGGUUCAGCCUGAUUAUUUAUGUUCUUAAUGGUCGUUAACUACCUUUGACAUGGAUAGACUGCGAUUAAGCGUCACGAUUGCGGAAAAAGCGUCGUUUUGAAACGACUCUCGUAAAAAGAAGAACACGCGGUGCAUUUCUUAUCUCAGAAAUUACAGAACACAUUCUUUGGAAUUUGUGUCUGAUUCUCUCGAGUAGAAGUUAAUCUGCGCCGGUUGAUAUUAAAAGAUGACCUAUUUUGAGCCAAUUGGCUGGUUCAUUCAGGUAAGAGCAGACUUCAUCAUCAAAUUGUGCUUGGAAUACCUUGUAAUUUAAAUAGAAGUUACAAGGGGGGCGGGGAUCUACCCAUGUCAUACUGUAAGACAUCCAGUGAGGCAGACAUUGAUCUUUCUUUAGUGUCUUUGCUUCUUAUCUUAAAACUUUGUUUGCGUGCGAUCAAAAUGGUGUCAUUAUUAUCAAUCAAUGACAUUUCUGAAUCCUAUAUUGCCUUAAUCGUCUCUUUCUAUGUGUAAAUAAUGACAAAUAUUUAAUGACAAUUGCCAAUUGCGGAACUAAUGAACUAAUUUUAUGACUUCCGUUCGAUAACCGUUGGGAGUCUAGAAAAAGGCAGAAUAUUCUAAAUGAAAGACUAUCGAAGCAAGCAACCAUAGACAAAUAAUUCUGCUGGUUUACGUUGGAUCAAACUAGUGAUCAUAGCGGUGUAAAGCAAUAAUGGAGAGAUUGUAAGAGGGUCUCAAUGAGGUGACGGCUUCCAUGGCGAACGGUUAAAAUUUUGGCUAAUUUACGGCCAACGGUUAAGAUUUUUCCGUUGUUUUUACAGAAAUAUUCUUUUCGAUGAACUUUUUCACAACUAACGGAUGAAUUUGUCAAUUUUGACGCCUAACGGUUAUAUUUUUGAGCCGUUUUACGGCUAAUGGUUGACCCCAUUGAGACACUCUUAGACAUUACAAUAU
This is a messenger RNA of Pocillopora damicornis (cauliflower coral), 3007 nucleotides long. Its product is annotated as beta-1,3-galactosyltransferase 5. The record is from RefSeq and is a predicted model, not a curated record. Gene Ontology annotation, cellular component: Golgi membrane. NCBI's taxonomy places the organism in Eukaryota, Metazoa, Cnidaria, Anthozoa, Scleractinia, Pocilloporidae. Gene Ontology annotation, molecular function: hexosyltransferase activity. Gene Ontology annotation, biological process: protein O-linked glycosylation.